Molecule: messenger RNA, 275 nt
Organism: Racocetra persica
Lineage: Eukaryota; Fungi; Glomeromycota; Glomeromycetes; Diversisporales; Gigasporaceae
Source: the annotation of a GenBank genome assembly
AACGCUUGCAAGAUAUUGAAAAGUUUGCUAAUGAUCAAUUGAAAAUAAAUCAAAAAUGGGUUGAUCAAGCCAAGGCUUUAUAUUCAAAAUAUAGAGAUGAUACCGAUAAAGAAGCAACGUAUUUGUUAAGGGCUGGGAAUAACGUUGAUGCUCAUAAAAUAGUCAUAUCAAAAAUUGCACCAGAAAGUAUUUUACAUAAAAGACAUAAAAAAUUGCAAGAAUUACUCGAAAAAAUUGACCCAAAUUUCGUCCCUGAUUGGGAUUUGGGUGGCAAG